Messenger RNA from Fusarium sp. VM40, 591 nucleotides. The record is from the annotation of a GenBank genome assembly. NCBI's taxonomy places the organism in Eukaryota, Fungi, Ascomycota, Sordariomycetes, Hypocreales, Nectriaceae.
AUGACUGCGACUGGAACGAGCGUUUCGCUCCUCAAGUUUGUGGGCACUGUCUCGCUUGGUCUGCUGACGGGCGUCUCCUACUCCAUCUCGUCCCUCGCUCUCCCAGUUCUUCUCCGACUUCCCUCAUCCUCCUCAGCCUCCCACGGCCUCGCAUCUCUCAGCGACGCUCUUAAAACACCUAUUCUGGCUCUCACCUCUCUCGCCGCAGCGCCGUUCCUCAUCAGCUUUGCUAUCGCUCCUCGCUCAUCUCGCCAUCCCUACCUUAUCUACACAGCCCUUCUUGCUACUCUAUCCUCUGUCGCCCCUCUCCUUAUUCCCACGCCUGCUCCACGACGUGUCACUUCCUCGGCAGCACGCCAGUCUUCGCGUGCUAAGAUGGAAGCUAGCUACGAGGUUCUAGGCGAUGCCCACAGCGAGCCUGCCAGUGAGGAUGAUAUCGACGACGUCAACGGCGAGGGAGUGCGAGCUGAGGUCGAGGGUCUUGCACGGAGUUACAUCGCCCGAACAGCUCUCUCUGCCCUCGGUUUCGCUAUGGCAGUUGUUGGUAUCUGGGGUGAUGGUUCGCCCCAGGCUGUUAUCUAUGCUUCAUAA